ACACACUUGCAUCAAAACACAAAUGCGCACGCUGACCGAGAUUUACAUACACACACUCACAGACCUGCUGCUUGAGCUCACUUACCCCAUAAUAGUAGUAAUUCGGAUUACAUUUUGUAAUGUUCUCUGCCUGUUUCUUAUGUUUUGAAUUAAAAAGAUAAUGUAUGCAAGCGUUCAUGUCUGCGCGCUGAAACAUGUUUGUUUUCUUCCCCUCUUUACUCCUGUAAAUCACAGAAUCGCUAGAAUCCAUUUUGUUUACCUGUUGAUCCUGCUGUGAAGCGAACUGCGACUUGCUCGCAUGGGUUCUACACCGCGUUCAUUAAAAAACAUAGCGUACUCAAUUAGUCCAGUCCUUCUCUCACAACACCCAACAGCUUCAGUGCUGUUCCAUUGGCAGGGGAUUGUUAUUGACCAGAGAUGAAAUAUGAUGAGGUAAACAGUAUUCGGUGGCUCUCAACCAUAGCGUGGUAAUUGGGCUUUGUUGAGCACCGCGUUGACAGACGUGCAUAGACAACCACAAUCAAUGCCUUCUGACUUUCUGUCGACCCCAUCAGUCCGCACACAAGCAGUAGUCAGAUGGACUUGAGCCACCAAGAGAGGCCCCCUCAUUUGUUCGCCUUAGUUUCUGCUGUCGAUGGAACAGUAAACAGAUAGGUUCACUUAAAGGACUGUCACGGCUUUAAGAUUCCACAGACAGUUAUGGGCAAAUACAGGCUCACUGAUAUUUAGUCCAGAUGCAUUGGUUGUUUUAUUGUCUGCUUCUUUGUCCACUAAACAUUUACAUUUAGUCAUUUAGCAGACGCUUUUAUCCAAAGCGACGUACAAGGAAAUUGCAUUUAUAAAUCAGGAGCAGUUUAGGGGUUCAGUGUCUUGCUCAAGGACACUUACACUCUUGGUAAGGCAGAGUGGGGAAUCGAGCUAGCAAACCUUCCGAUUACUAAACGACUCCUCUACCCCCUGUACCACUGUCGCCCCCAUGGUCAUCAUGUGAGGUGGUGGAUGGUGAGGCCCUGGGUCUCUAAUGGUCAAUUACCAGGGUUAUGGGUAUUGUGGUCCCACUGGUCCAAAGCAGCUUUACGUCCUCCUGACAGCAGGCCCAUCAGAUAUGCACACACUGUUUUCACAUGUAAUUGGUGAUGCAUUAUUGAUAGCCUGCCAUAAUUAGUAGGUGAUGAGCAUUAUGCAGUAGGUGCUGCAGCUGCGGAUGUUCCAAUCUACACAGAGAAUAGAGUAUUCUAGAAAUAUAUUAGAAUUAUUUGACCUAAUAUUUUGUUUUGUUUGGUUGUUUGUUUGUUUGUUUGUUGGCGUGUGUGCCAGUAUUAUCCCAGACCACUUGCAAUCCUACAGAAGCAACAGAUUUGUAUCUGUUGAAUACUCCUGUUUCCUCCACACCUUUUCCUGGUAUUUUCCCCAAACACGGGCAAGGGUUGGCAAGUGAGCCGCUGUUUUCUAUUCCUCUUUCACCCCUGAAUUCGACUCGCCUUUUCUAGAACGAUGAGUCCACUGACUAAGGAGUGUUGCAGCUAAUGGGAGUGAAGUGCGCCGAGUGUUUACCGUAGGAGCCUGGUGCUGAUAGGCAGGAGGGCAGAGCCUGGCUGGGAAAUCCUGCUGGCGCUGUUUGAUGGGAGUGCAGUUGCCAUGGCGUUGGCUCCCAGGGGGAGAGGAGGCAGAGGCUUGUAACAAAAUCUGCCAACUCAUCCGGCACCUGUGGCACAUCUCCGGCUCUCUCUCUCUCUCCCACUCCAUCUUUCUCUCCCUCUCUCUUCUCUCUCCCUCCUUCUUUUUUUUUCUGUCUUUUUUUCAUGGAUAGUUUUCCAGCAUGUUGCUGAAGAUAUGGUGAGCUGAAAGGCAUCCCACAGAACUCGUAUGUGCAUCGGCGCACCUGCCUUCAGCUGUUGUUCUUCCUGCAGCACGUCUCACUGUUUAGGGCUAUUUAUACUGUUGUCUUUUUUUUCUACGCGGUGUUGGAAUUGUAUGUGUGUGUGUGGGAGAUUCUGCAGUAUCUCUGAGAAUCCGCAGCACUGUGGGAUUAUCGAAAAGAAGGUGCUUCACAUAAGAAUGAAACCAGCGCUUCCUGAAUUGGACAUUCAAUAAUUUGCAUUGCGAUCUGAACUUGGGUGGUUUGUUAUGCUUCGGGAAGGAUUCUGAAUUGGGAACUCUGAGCAAACAGAACAUGGGCUUUGCACCAGGCAUUUGUUUCUGUCUCUGCUUCUAAGAUGCUUCCAGAUGAUUCCAGAAGAUUAUGGGCAUUAUGGUGGCUUGACAAAAGGCUAACUCUGGGAUUGUAAACACAUCCCUUGAUUGCUUCCCCGUUUGUCCUGAUGUCUAUCUCUGGAAUCUCUUGCUUGCCCAUUUUUAUUUAAGGAGGGACUCAUUUUUUUCUCUUCCUGUUUUCUUGGAGAAGGAUUUGUGUAAUUCCUGGAGACCGAAGCCGAUCGUGUCAGUGGGAGAGAGUUUAAUCUUUCUGUUCCAAAGGAUUCAUGACACAGAAGGGAACUGGCCAUCUGCAUAGCUCAUGCAUGUGGGUGUGUGUGUGUGUGUGUGCGUGUGUGUUUAUAUAUGGAGAGCCUAUGAAUAUGAGGCUUCAGCUUGCAGAGACUAAGCGAGCAGUGAGAUAAAAAAAAAAACAUCAACAAAUAUUAUAAUUGUUGAGCGCAGAGUCCUUUCUCAAGAGGAAUAACCAAAAGAUCUCUUCUCACAAAGAUUGUCAGGAAAUGCCAUCAGACUGUUAGCAUCUUGCCAUUUAGUUUGCCGCCCUUCCAGCCCUCUACUUCACAGCAACGAGGGUGUUUGUGUGUCCGUGCAUGUGGGCAGUGUGAACGUGGCCAUGAAUUACAUAUUUGGGGGCAACACCCUGUACACCAGGGGCAAUCGUGGCAGCACCAACUCGGGCCACGGCCCCAUACCAAAGCCCAGGUUGUUGUCCGUGCGGAGCUGCUCCGAGGAGCCUCCCGACCAGCACCAGUCCCGCUGGCACCGCGUGCAGGUCCUCCUCUCCCGCCUCCGGAUGUUUACCAACUGCAUCUCGGCAGGAGCCACGCAGGCAAAUCCACCCCCUGUCGUGGUGAACACAGAGAGUCUGGACUCUGCUCCAUAUGUGAAUGGGACAGAGGCUGACUACGAGUAUGAAGAGAUCACGCUGGAGCGGGGCAACUCGGGCCUGGGCUUCAGCAUCGCCGGGGGAACGGAUAACCCCCACAUUGGCGAGGACCCCAGCAUCUUCAUCACCAAAGUCAUCCCUGGGGGGGCAGCGGCGCAGGACGGCAGACUUCGGGUGAAUGAUGUCAUCCUGCGGGUGAACGAGGUGGAGGUGCGUGACGUGACCCACAGCAAGGCGGUGGAGGCGCUGAAGGAGGCCGGCUCACUGGUGCGACUGUACGUGCGCCGGAGAAAGUCGGGCAACGACAAGGUGGUGGAGAUGAAGCUGGUCAAAGGACCCAAAGGGCUUGGCUUCAGUAUAGCAGGGGGCGUAGGCAAUCAACACAUCCCAGGGGACAACAGCAUCUACGUCACCAAGAUCAUUGAAGGAGGAGCCGCACACAAAGAUGGCAGACUACAAAUAGGAGACAAGCUUCUAGCUGUGAAUAACGCUUGUCUGGAGGAGGUGACCCACGAGCAUGCCGUGACUGCCUUGAAAAACACCCCAGACGUAGUCUACUUGAAAGUGGCAAAACCCAACAGUGUCUUCAUGAACGACAGCUUCCCCCCGCCGGACAUCACCAACUCCUAUACGCAACACAUGGAGAACCAUAUCACUUCCCCCAGCUACCUGAGCCAGCCCCUGCCUCCCAUCCCCAGUGGCCGCUACUCCCCCACCCCCAAGGCCAUGAUGGGGGAAGACGACAUAACCAGGGAGCCCCGUAAGGUGGUCCUGCACCGCGGCUCCACAGGGCUGGGCUUCAACAUCGUGGGCGGGGAGGACGGAGAGGGCAUCUUCAUCUCCUUCAUCCUGGCCGGAGGCCCGGCCGACCUGUGCGGAGAGCUGAGGAAAGGAGAUCGCCUGGUCUCUGUGAAUGGAGUGGACCUGCGUAAUGCCACUCACGAGCAGGCGGCGGCAGCACUCAAGAACGCCGGGCAGACGGUCACCAUCGUGGCCCACUACAGACCUGAGGAGUACAGCCGCUUUGAGGCCAAGAUCCACGACCUGCGGGAACAGAUGAUGAACAGCAGCAUCAGCUCGGGCUCCGGCUCCCUACGCACCAGUCAGAAGAGAUCACUCUACGUCAGAGCUCUAUUUGACUACGACAAAACCAAGGACUCUGGGCUGCCCAGCCAGGGCCUGAACUUUAAGUUCGGGGACAUCCUACACGUAGUCAACGCGUCCGAUGACGAGUGGUGGCAGGCGCGGCAGGUGACCCCUGACGGGGAGGUGGAGGAGCUCGGGGUCAUUCCCAGCAAGAGAAGAGUGGAGAAGAAGGAGAGAGCGCGGUUAAAGACGGUCAAGUUCAACGCCAAGUCACGAGACAAAGGGCAGUCAAUCAAUGACAAGCGUAAAAAGAACCUCUUUUCCCGAAAGUUCCCUUUCUACAAGAACAAGGAGGCGAGCGAGCUGGAAACCAGCGAUGUGGACCAGCAUGUCACUUCUAAUGCCAGCGAUAGUGAAAGUAGUUACCGUGGCCAGGAGGAGUACGUGCUGUCAUAUGAGCCCGUCAGUCAACAGGAAGUGAACUACACGCGUCCGGUAAUUAUACUGGGCCCGAUGAAAGACCGCGUCAAUGAUGACCUGAUAUCAGAGUUUCCGGACAAGUUUGGCUCCUGCGUGCCCCAUACAACCCGACCAAAGCGUGACUAUGAGGUGGACGGCCGAGACUACCACUUCGUUAUCUCCAGAGAGCAGAUGGAGAAGGACAUCCAGGACCACAGGUUCAUCGAGGCGGGCCAGUACAACAACCACCUGUACGGCACCAGCGUGCAGUCCGUCCGAGAGGUGGCCGAGAAGGGCAAACACUGCAUCCUAGACGUGUCAGGCAAUGCUAUCAAGAGACUGCAGGUGGCGCAGCUCCACCCCAUCGCUAUCUUCAUCAAACCAAAAUCAGUGGAAAACAUCAUGGAGAUGAAUAAGCGGCUGACUGAGGAGCAGGGCAGGAAGACAUUUGACCGAGCCACUAAACUGGAGCAGGAGUUCACCGAACACUUCACAGCCAUCGUCCAAGGCGACACGCUGGAGGAGAUUUACGAUCAGGUGAAGCAGAUCAUCGAGGAGCAGUCUGGGCCAUACAUCUGGGUACAGUCCAAGGAGAAGCUAUGAGCGGGGGGCAGCGUGUCACCAUCCUCUCCCGACCCCACGCUUGGAUCUCCGUUUCAUUUACUGAUCACUUUCUUUAGGAGCUGGUCUGCGAGCAACAUCUAAACAUCCCUCCCCCCCUCACACACACACACACACACACACACACACACACACACACACUGGCCCUCCCCUUUUGAGGUCACCACCUUGAGCUCAUCUCCAGGCCCCUCAGCCCAGGCUUCAGCCCCUGACAGUACAGUAGGUGUGUCAUCAGCUGCCACGCCCCUAUAAUACGAGAUCACUGCUACCUGUUUGUGGAGAGGAGGGGGUGAGAGGAAGUGCAGACCAGCUGCAAUGAGAGGGGUUUUUUGGUUUCUUUUUCAAACGGUACAGGUUCCUUAAUGUUUAAGGGCGGUCACUUUCUAAGAAGUAAAUGGUCAGUUGGAUUACGGAAAACACAAAAGGAUGGAAAAGAAAAUACCAUUUAAGUUUUUUGUUUUUGUUUUUGUUUUUGUUUUGUAAUUGAUGGAUGGAAGUCUCAGGCAUUGGGUCAUACAGAAUAGAAGUUUGAAUCUAAAACACCAUACACACACACACACACACACACACACACACACACACACACACACACACAC
Molecule: messenger RNA, 5862 nt
Organism: Clupea harengus (Atlantic herring)
Lineage: Eukaryota; Metazoa; Chordata; Actinopteri; Clupeiformes; Clupeidae
Gene: dlg1b
Product: discs large MAGUK scaffold protein 1b
Biological process (GO): receptor clustering; regulation of postsynaptic membrane neurotransmitter receptor levels; establishment or maintenance of epithelial cell apical/basal polarity
Cellular component (GO): postsynaptic density membrane; neuron projection; neuromuscular junction
Molecular function (GO): ionotropic glutamate receptor binding; protein kinase binding
Source: RefSeq, a predicted model, not a curated record